GCAGUGCGCGCUGGUCUCAAAGAGGAGGUGGCAGAUGCCUCUUCGGAACAACAGUCGUCUAGUUACGACCUGUUUUUCCUCUCAUACUGCUGAAUAGCAGCUGUUGGGAUGCCAAAGAAGUUCCAGGGUGAGAACUCCAAGGCGGCCACAGCCAGAGCCCGCAAGGCUGAGGCCAAGGCUGUGGCAGACGCCCGCAAGAAGAAGGAGGAAGAAGAUGCUCUGUGGCAGGAAACUGACAAACAUGUACUCAAAAAAGAGCAGAGAAAGGAUGACAAGGAGAAGAGGAGAGUGGAACUCCUGGAGAGGAAAAAGGAAAACCAGCGACUCCUGGAUGAGGAGAAUUCAAGGAUAAAAGGCAAAUCCCAAAAGGAGGCUGGAGCUGGAGGAAAAGUUACUCGUGCUCAGAUCGAGGAGACACUUCAGAAUGAGCAACAGCUGCAAGAACAGCAGGAGCUCAAACCGAAAGAUAAGAGCCACCUGGAGACUCCACUGGAGGAGAAUGUGAACAGAGUUUUUCCUGAAGAAGGAACGGUGGAAGCCAGAACAGUAGAAGAUGCCAUUGCUGUGCUUAGCACGGGGCCUGAGGACCUGGACCGUCACCCUGAGCGGAGGAUGAAAGCAGCAUUUCUUGCCUAUGAGGAGGUCAACAUGCCACGCCUAAAAAAGGAGAACCCCAACAUGAGAUUGUCCCAGCUGAAGCAACAGUUGAAGAAGGAGUGGAUGAAGUCACCAGAGAACCCCCUGAACCAACGCUUUGCCAAUUACAACUCAAAGUGAUUGCACUCUCUCCCCCCAUAACACCCUUUGAAAACUGUCUGCCUAUGGCACAUUGGAGGCUUUCAUUGGAAAAUUGAAUAAUUUCAUCUAAAAAUGAAAAAGAGUGUUGCUGAUGAGAACUUCACUGCUACCUGCUCAGAAACGAUCUCUCCAUUAACAGAGGACUCUACUUUGCUGUUCCAUUCACUUGCAAGGAGAAGCUCACCCACCCCCCUACCCCAACCCCCAAUCAGCAUCACAACUGAUCAUCCUGUCUGUGCACGUGGCCUCUAAUGAGGCUUCUCAGCAUCUAAUAAAUUUAAUUACAUCUUUUUUUAGCACUUCUGGGGAGGUGGAGAAUCAGAUGUUUUGAGAGUAACUUAUUAAAGUUCACCGCUCGAUCAUCAA
Molecule: messenger RNA, 1164 nt
Organism: Seriola dumerili (greater amberjack)
Lineage: Eukaryota; Metazoa; Chordata; Actinopteri; Carangiformes; Carangidae
Gene: ccdc124
Product: coiled-coil domain containing 124
Exons: 5
Coding region: 109-777 (222 amino acids)
Biological process (GO): transcription by RNA polymerase II
Cellular component (GO): nucleus
Molecular function (GO): transcription coactivator activity
Source: RefSeq, a predicted model, not a curated record